GUACAGAGGGCGAGAUCAUUUGUGCAGACGGCGAGGAGGAAGGAGAAACCGACUGGCACCAGCGACAGGCCGUUCUUCGCACGGUUCGGGGUACCGUGGUGUGCUUCAGGAUCGAAAAGAUUGGGCUCAAAGAUGCCCAGGACUACAUCGAUCCUUUCAUGACGGUGUUGGUUGCCGAUGCCCGGGCCAACAUCCUGGAUUCCAGAGACACGAACUUCGGGUCGGAACGAAGGGCGACGCACGUGAUCUUCAAUCAGCAG
Molecule: messenger RNA, 260 nt
Organism: Symbiodinium sp. CCMP2456
Lineage: Eukaryota; Dinophyceae; Suessiales; Symbiodiniaceae
Source: the annotation of a GenBank genome assembly